Aedes aegypti (yellow fever mosquito) is the source of this 2278-nucleotide messenger RNA. It is a transcript of the gene rumpel, whose product is annotated as sodium-coupled monocarboxylate transporter 1. NCBI's taxonomy places the organism in Eukaryota, Metazoa, Arthropoda, Insecta, Diptera, Culicidae. Gene Ontology annotation, molecular function: symporter activity. The transcript has 7 exons. The coding region runs from base 294 to 2081 and encodes 595 amino acids. The record is from RefSeq and is a predicted model, not a curated record. Gene Ontology annotation, biological process: sodium ion transport; transmembrane transport. Gene Ontology annotation, cellular component: membrane.
AGUUGAGCACUGGAUCUUGGCGACUGUGGAUCGCAUUCGCGAAAGCGCGCUCGAAUCGUUAUCGAGAUCAUCAUCUCCCUCUUGCGCGGCCGGAUUAGUGCUGUGGAGUUCGGAGUUCGGAUAGAAUCUACAGAGCUUUGGUGGAACUUUACGCGGGGGAGUGUUGAUCCGUCCAAAGUGAUCCAGCGAGUUGCGCGUUAGAUCCCUGGGAAUGCCCUAGGAAGAGUGCCGAAGAACAAAAGUGCGAUCGAUCUUUUGAAGAGUGUAACAGAGUGAUAGAGAAUUCGGUGAAGAUGGAAGGCCUCAGUGUCGAUGAGGUGAAGGUGUCCCUGCAGAGGUUUGGCCUCUACGACUACGUGGUGUUUGUGAUUAUGUUGGCGAGUUGUGCCAUGAUUGGCGUCUACUUCGGGUUCAUCAAGAAAAAGUCCCAGAAGGGGGAUGUAGAGUCGGAUUAUCUGGUUGGGGGUCGUAAGAUGGGCGUCAUCCCGGUAUCGCUUUCGUUGAUUGCCAGCUUCAUCUCCGGUAUAUCCCUUCUGGGAACACCCACGGAAAUCUACGUGUACGGUGUCCAGUACAUGUACAUCGUUGGCGGUGUCAUCUCCAUGGGCUUCAUCAUGAUGUACAUCUACCUUCCGGUAUUUCACAACCUACAACUGACUUCCACGUAUCAGUACCUCCAAACUCGCUUCGACAAACGAAUGCGCCUGUUCGGAUCAAUUCUCUUCACAUUCGCCACGAUGGCGUGGCUACCGAUCGUCAUCUACGUCCCGGCGUUGGCGUUCAACCAAGUCACCGGAGUGAACGUCCAUCUCAUCACGCCGCUAGUUUGCAUCAUCUGUAUCUUCUACACCUGCGUGGGUGGACUCAAGGCGGUCGUUUGGACCGAUGUCGUCCAGACGUUGCUGAUGUUCGGCGCCAUGAUGUUGAUCAUCAUAAAGGGAACUUUCGACGUGGGAGGUUUUUCGGUAGUGAUGGACCGGGCCAGCCAAAGUGGACGCCUCGAGGCGCCGGAUUUCCGAUUCGAUAUGACUACGAGACACAAUGUGUAUUCGUGUGUGAUCGGUGGAGUUAUCUAUUGGUUGAAGACGAACGCAGUCAGCCAGAAUAUGAUCCAGCGGUAUCUUUCGCUACCAACGAUGAAGGAUGCCAAGCGAGCUCUUUGGACGUUCAUUGUGGGAACUCUGUUCUUGCUGGGGUUGUGUUGUUACAGUGGCCUGUUGAUCUACGCCAAGUACCACGAUUGCGAUCCGUUGACGACUAAGCUGGCGAAGGCCAAGGACCAACUGCUGCCGCUGUUGGUGAUGGAUACUUUGGGAGAUUAUCCCGGACUUCCGGGACUGUUCGUAGCCGGAGUUUUCUCCGCAGCGCUGAGUUCUCUGUCUACGGGACUAAACUCGAUGUCCGCGGUGGUGUUGGAGGACUUCUUCAAGCCCUUCUCCAACAAACCUCUCAGCGAGCGGGCAACGGCUAUAAUCAUGCGUUCGGUGGUAGGAGUAUUCGGUGUCAUUUGCGUUAUAUUGGUAUCCGUGGUGGAAAAGCUCGGUGCCGUGUUGCAACUCUCGAUGAGUCUGGGAAGUGUCAGCAACGGUCCACUAUUGGGCAUUUUCACUUUGGGUGUACUUAUACCUUGGGCUACCGGAACGGGAGCCAUCGUCGGAGGCAGCAUUGGACUUGCGGUCAUGUCGUGGAUAUGCUUCCGGGCUCAGGUGGCGAUUGCGACUGGGGAGUUGCAGUUUGAAUCGAAGCCGGUGGAUACUCAGGGCUGUAGCUAUCAUUUCAUACCAUCGGAACCGAUGAGCAUGCUGGCGAUCAACGUGACGGCGCCGCUCCAGCAUUCCGUUCCAAGUGAACCCGAAUUCGCCCUGUACCACAUCUCCUACCUGUGGUACACCCUGAUGGGAGCCCUGAUCACCAUUGUGAUCGCCGUGAUCGUUUCCUUCCUGACGGGUCCCAACAAGCCGGACGAAAUGGACUCCAAAUUGUUCUCGCCCUUCGUGGCCCGCAUUCUGGACCGUCGACGAAGCCGGAAAGCAGUCCACAGUCAACCGCGGAUAGAAUUUAGCGAAUCGUGUCAUCUGUAGAUAAUAAGGUGUAGCAUUUAAGUAGCGUUAACCGUAACGACAACGACGUCAGAGAGCCAAUGAGCUAUCAUCGAUUUAGUUCCUUUCGUAUCCACGAAACCGUUGAAAGAAAAGGUGACCCUCAUUGCAAGUGAGACAAUGAAACUUGAUUGUUGAGAAAGUUGGAGAAGCAAUAAAAAAUCUUUGAAAAUUAAAAA